GCAGUGGUGUGGUUGGAAUAUUCGUUUUUCGCUAUAUUUGGAGAAGAGUAUAAUUUAGAGCAGUAAUUUUUUCCCAGUUUAUUUUGAAAGAACGUGGACAUAUGUACAUGUUCGGUUUCAUUUUCUCAAGUGCUCACAAGGAAUUAUUUGUCUCCUUGCAAGUCACAAUGUUAGCAAGCUUUACUUUCACAGCUUUACUAUUUACAGGACUGAAUUUUCUUAAAGGCACUACUUGUAAAUAAACACCAUCAUGCUGUUUGACCAUAGUGAUCUUAAUUGCUUCAAAGGGAGAUAGAACGGCGGCAGUACUUUGCAUUUUGACAAGAACAAGGACUUUGGCCAUCAUUUAUCAUUUUAUGCCAAUUAAGUCACAUUUCUGUGCUGCUCCUGUGUCAAUAUGAAAAAAUUCAUUGACAAAGUCUCAAAAAAGAUUCGAAAACAAAGUAGUGAUAUGGCACCAAACAUUAGUAGUGGACAGACACUUGGCUACAAGGAGAAAACAAGGGAUAUGGAUAUAUUUCACAAGGCUGCUUUGCAGGGUGAUAUGCGUAAGCUGCAGCUUACUUCCAUAUGUGGUGAUGUUAAUAAGCCUGACAAGUUCAACAGAACUGCACUUCACCUUGCCUGCGCCAAUGGACAUGCUGAGGUAGUGAGUUUCCUCAUUGGGAAAAAAGCCAAGAUCAAUCUCUGUGACGACCAAAAAAGGACAGCCUUGAUGACGGCAGUGCAAUGCAAGAAUGAUAUCAUUGUGAGCAUUCUGCUAGAGAACAACGCUAACCCUGAUCUGGUGGACCUGGACGGAAACACAGCUUUACAUUUGGCCUCGAAAAUCCCGUCAAUGGAAUCUGUAAUUUUGCUCGUAAAGAAGGACGCUGCCAUUAAUACUAAAAAUCUGAAAGGCCUUUCACCCUUGGCGAUGGCAAUUCGAGGAAACCACAUAGCAAUGGCUGAGUUUCUGUUGAAGAAAGGUGCUGAUGUUGAUAUUUUAGACAAACACCAAAGAUCACCAUUAAUGAUAGCUGCUGGCAAUGGACAUAUGGACAUGGUACGAAUGCUGUUAAUGUUUAAAGCGGAUUUUACACUGAAGGAUAACAAAGGACUAUCAGCUGAGGACUAUGCUUUGACAAAUGAGCAUCGUCCCUGUGCCCUGCUUAUUUCUGAGCAUGCAGCCAAAAGGUACCCUGGGCCUUUCCUGAGUCCUUCAGUUAAAUGUGAAGAAAUAGUUAAACCAGAGCGAGUCAACUCACGCGAGGCCUCUAACACAUGGGGAGAACCAUCCACUAGCAAAGAUGGCUUAUAUUCACCUAUUGCUGAAUGUAUUGACACCAGACGUGAAGAUGAUAUGAGAAAGGAUCUUCAACCAAAAGGGGCAAACACAAACCAAUGGGGGAUGCUUUGGAUCAAAAGUGAAGUAGGGAGCCUCAGCGAGAUUGACUCGUACAAAUCCAGUAUCGAAAGUCUGUCUGGAUGCAUGGAGGAUUUUCAGGCUAAGGAAUUCCCAGAACUAACUAUUCCAUCUAUUAAAGAAGAGUCAAUUGAUAUGUUUUCAAACGCACCUCUUGCACCUCAGACAACAAUCAGCCCAGAUGAUAAAAAUGUCCCUGCAUCGCCUAGUCGUCCGCCAUUGAAGCACUAUGGCCCAAAUAUUAUUUUUCAAGAGAGUGAAGAAUCAGAUUGGGACCAAGACAGUUUGAUUUCCUUUUGUCAAGAGUUCAAGACAAACAAACUUCAGAAAGCAGUUCAAGAAGGCUCCCCUGAAAUGUCAAUCAUAGAAAGUGAUGACGAGGGCAGCUUUCAUUCUAACAUGCAGCAACAAAAGAAGACAGUUCUACCUGAGACCUGGGAUGAGAAGUCUGGAGAAGAGGAGGAGGAUAAAGCCGCCUUCAGCGUAGUUGUUCAAAAUGUUAUGAUAAUAAAUGAUCCUGCCAAAUCAUUUAGCAUGGACGAAGAAAACCAUGAUGAGCCUAAAGAAGAGUCCGGUGAAAAAAAGGACAUGCACUCAAUUUGUUUCUUUGGUGAACCCAACCAGUUAGAGAUUGCAUCAGAAGACUCUGUUGUGGAGUCUGCUGAAAACUCCCUGAAGGAGAAGACGCUUGAUGACUGCCAGUUGCCUGAGAAGACUGUGCUUCAAGGAGCAGAAGAAUUAAUGUCAACUGAAGAACCACAGUUGCACCUCACUGAAAUGGAGAGCUGUGUAGUUAGUGGCACUGCUGGUCAAAAUACAUCUGAUGAGACCAAAGUUGGAAUGUGUCAAAGCAUUAAACUGGAAGAACCUGAGGUGCCCCCUGAGACUUCUAAGACAAUGAAGCAUCCAAGUGCUUCCCGUGACACAGGUGAAAAGGCAUCAGAGGAGCUUGCAAAUCAGCAACUUGAGACCAAAUUAUUGAGUCCCAGAGAGUUGCUCGGUGAACCUUCACAACAACUACACCAAUAUGUACCCUCUAGAAUUAAGGUGGAAUCACAACUGCCACCAGAGCAGACUUUCCACAUCAGACCUGGUGGCCACCUGGAAGACAAUUCACAGCUUCCAAUGGUUAGCGAAGCACUCGGCCCCAGAUUCCCCCAGAACAACGGUGGAAUCACAGAUCUUUCUAUGCGUGACAGAACUUUAAGUGAUCUGUUAAAAGAUGACUGCAGGUGGAAGUCAGCAGAAUGGCCUAAAAGAACACGAACCCCUAUCCUAAACAAUGAUGAUAGUGAAAUUUCAGAAGAUAGUGACAAGCUCCUAUCUGAGGACUCUGACUUUGCCCACAAUAUUCAGGGACUCGAGACAACAGACUCCAGAAGUAAGAUGAAUUUUCAGGAUAAAGUCAAUCAGCGCUUUCUGAAAGCUAAGUGUUAUCUUGGUUCUGCUGGAGAGCGGCUGAGACAACUGGAAAUUGAUAAACGUAUCUUGGAAGAAACUAAUUUAGAGUUGCAAACUGAUAACACAAACCUCACAAUUCAACUGAAAACUGCCAUCACUAACAUUGUGGCGUAUGAAAGCGCCAAUAAGAAGCUUGAAGAAGAUUACAGACAGGCCCAAAGUAUUGUAGUACAGAAUCAAAGCACUCUGAGUCUACUACAUCAAAAGGUCAACAGUUUGGUCUCAAAGCAGAAAGAGAUGGAAGAGGAAUGCAGAAGGAGCAAAAGCAAUGAGGAGCAACUGAGAUCAGAACUUGAGGAAUUCCAGGCUGACAGCAACAUCAAACAGAGAGACCUCUCAGAGGAGAAUGAGACCCUCAAGGAUGAGGUAGAAAAUCUGCACCAAGAUCUUACAAUUUCACGUGACAACGAGAACCAAAAUGCCUUGCAUUGGAACAACACAAUUACCUCAUUGAAGUAUGAGCUUCAAAUGGUAAAUACGCAACUGGAGACCGAGCGACAAGCUCAGGAUCACUUAGUAGGAGAGCUCCAAUCCAUUCGCUCCCGUCUAGCUGAGGGUGAGCAAGCUCGAUUGGACAUGGAGAAAGCGCUGCUCCUUGAGAAGGAUGAAAACCAGCGACUUACAAGCCAAGCUGGCUGUCAUCUCGAAACUGUCAACAAGCUGUCUGAGAAGCUCUCCAAAUUGAAGGCACAUUCAAAUACCAUGGAGAGCGAUGUACAUCGAUACGAGGUCCAGAUGGCUGAGAAGACCACACAGCUGAACAAUGUGCAACGUGAAAAUGAGCAAACAUCUUUGCGUGUUAAAGAGCUGGAAACUGCUCUGCAAGCCGAGAAAGAGCUGCUUGUUCGGGCCACAUCACGCCAAGAAACCACUCAGGCACUCCUAAAUCAAGCCCAGAACGAAGGUACUUCACUACGGCAGCGCCUUGAGGAGGCCACUGCCAUAGCUGUUGCGAAGGAGAAUGCUUUGUCAGAAGCCAAAAAGAGUUUCAAUGACUCUAUGUUCAAACUUCGCACUGAAUGUGAGGAAAGAGUACAAAAAGCUCAGUGCACUUAUACGGAGCUCGCCUGUAAAGUUCCUGAACUUGAGUCUCUUGUUCGCAAACUAGAGCAGGAGAAAACAGAGAGACAGGCUCAUCUAAAGCAGCUGCAGCAGGAAUUAGAUGACUCUUUAAAGAAGCUAUCGAAAUGUGAAGCUUCUUUGGAAUUCCACGCACGGUAUCGGAGUGAUUAUGAGGAAGAGAAAACUCGGCUCCUCAGAGAUGUUGACAAGCUGAAAACAAAGCUGCAUGAAAAAGACACUCAAUGCAUCCAAGCUGAGAAACUAAUAAAUGAGCGAGCAAGUAUUUUGGAUGAAAGGGAACGAGAACUGAGUUUUGCUGCGCGAAAAAAUAAGGAUGCUCAGGCUGCUGUGGACGCCUCCAAUAACGUUGCCAAACAGCUUGAGGAGGAUAUGCGACGGUUGGAACUUGACAAUAUCAGGUUGGAGGCUGCUGCAAAGCAACAUUCUAACAAAUUUGGAGCACUUCAAAGGGCGGCUGAGGAGGACGCAAGGAUGAGAGUUCAACUGGAGGACUUGGUGACAAAUCUUCAAAGUAGGAAGCUUACAUUAGAAGACCAACUUAACAGGGAGGUGCAAAAGCAUAGCGCAUUGUCUAACAAUGCCCAGGAUACUCAAUUCAUGUGGGAGGAGGAGUUAAAGAACCGUUCUAAGUUAGGAUUGCGUUUAGCAGAGCUCGAAAAGGAGAAAGAUAUGAUGCACACACUGGUGGACACAGAAAAGAAGAAAUGGGAGGAGUUAGCGGAGCAUAAAAAGGCUGCUGAAUGUCGUCUGGAACAAGAGAUGAAGAGAAAUUCAGACCUUCAAAGGGAAAUUUACAGGUUACAAACUCUCCUUAAAGCUGCUAAGAAGAAACUACAGGAGCAACAAUUUAGUGUAGCUGAAAGAGAAAAGUUAAAUCAGCAGGUACAUGAACUCCAGGCAGAGCUGGAGAGGGAGCAGUUCUCGUUUAACCAGUUGGAAAGAAGUAAGAAGCAGCUGGAGGACGACCUGCUUAAUCUGAGACGGACCCAAGCACCCACUUUGGAUGGAGGCUUCAUGGGUUUAGCAGCCAAUCCUCUAGGCUACCAAUAUCGAUGCCACUGCCCAAAAUCCUUCAACCCUGUGAGUGAAGGGCCCAGCUACAGUGUGCAGGACUACCUAGCCAAGAUGCGGCAAGACCUGGACAUAGCCAUGUCAAGAGAGUUAGGCAAUUCCUCUGUGAAACUGGACAUGGCUCUGACAUGUGUGUCACCUGUAACUAAGGCACGGCAGCAGUACGUGACUGCCCUGAAGAAAAACCGUGAGGUGUAACCAGUUUUGAGCAAGAACAAGGAGAUGUUUGGGAAUGCCAUUCAAAGCUAAUUUGGACUGAAAUUAGUAGAUUAUGGGGUUAUGGCUAGGCAAGGUAACAAGUUAACUUCAAGUUAAUUCACGAAUGAACAUAAGUGAUUCUUUUAAUCGGUCAUUAACAUCAGAGUCUUUGCAGUUAAUCUUUGCUUUCAUCUGAGGGAAUAGAGCAGGGCUUACUCUACCAGUUCAGGGUUUUGCCUCAAAAACAUCCAACAUGGUGAACAAUAUUGAAUGGUGUUUUGUCCUAAAUUGGAGGAAAAGCUCCCCUUACCUCUCCAGUGCCUGGUUUAAAAAAGGCUACUCAAAAGAAGCGUUUCAAUGAAUGCCACUCAACUUGUUAAGAAAUGGGCAUGCACAUUCCUGAUUCAACAAUGUUGGAUGAUGAGUGUUGUUGAAUGAAAAUGAAUGAUACAUUUACAAAUUCUAAUUCAAUCCUUGAGACUCACUUUAGAGUUUAUUCCUGCUGAUCCCACAAAUAGUUGGAUAGUGUACUAGUAGAUGUGGCUUAGGAUAGGUGGCCCAAACGAGCAGACUCACACAGCUUACCUCUGAUUCACACCUGUUUUCCCUGUGACAAAAUGUUGAAUCGAAUGUCUUGGCAAAAGGCAUAGUGCAGAAUAGCCAUGAUGAAUGAAAAAAAAAAUAUUGUAACUGUGUGAGCAUUUGUUAUCAAGAAAACACAAAGAGCAGUUAAAAUAAAAGAGUGCAAUAUAGAAGUUUGAAAUUAUUGUAUUUUCUAUAUAGCAAUGAGAUUAAUCCCACAACUCCCUCUUUAUGACUACAGCACCCUUGUGGCAGCUAUAAAUCUUUGAACCCCCCUUUUCAAGGGCGUAGGUUUGAUCUCAAUAUUGGUAGGGACGAUAUAGCAAUAACCUGCAUGUUCACUUUUUGCUGGGGACGGGCCUUUAAUAAUGCUGCAUUCCAGAGAAGUGGUAAGUCAGAUUUAUCCCACUUGGAUGGUACCAGUUCCGACCUCAAAGCGUUCCAAGCAAGGGCGUAGGUUUGGUCUCAACAAUGGUAGGGACGAUAUAACAGUAUAACCUGCAUGUACACUUUUUGCUGGGGACGGGACAUUCAUAAUGAUCAAUGCAAAAUAAAUCUAUUCAUUUAUACUAACUUUCAUGUGUAUUGGUUCAGCCCACACUGUUCAAUUCAAACCUUUGUUUUCAAAAACUACUAAAGAAACAUAUUUAAAACUUCCAGAAAAAAUGUCCGGAUUUUAAGAGCAUAUUUAAAUUGCAUUAUUUGAACUUAAAUUAUAUUAACAUACAAAAUAAAUACAAGCUUGGUAAUCAUCUCUUAACAAUCCAGGAAUUGAAAAAAAAAUAAAAUAAUAAAUAAAUCAACAUUUGUCUUAAGACCACUCAACAUUGUCUAAAUAAAGAAAUUAAAUAAAUAAAACUGAAAAACUUCUUUGUCAAGGAAUAACAAAAAAAUAAAUAAAAAUGGAUGUCCUUCAUGUGGUGGUCCUUGCCCACACUUUCCUCUGCUGGCUUUUAUUGGUAUAACACUUCCUGCUUUUGAUGUCUGGAAUCACUCCAAUCGUGGCUCACCUGGAGCGCACCUGCAGCUCAUCAUCAAUCAACACUGCUCAUAAGGAUCAUCCUGGACAGCAAGCAGGUGCCAGAUGAUUCUGCCAGUCACCAUUGGUACAUCGGCCAACUAAGCUUGUAGUUUGUGACUCUUGUCUUUGAACUUUUAACUAAUUCUGUUUUUUGCCAUCAGGACACCCACCCAUCAAAGCCGCCACAGCCACAGCCAUUGAUCAUUCAACCCACCAGCCGCUCAACACUUUGUCCUUGUACAAUAAAUACCACUUCAUCUCUUUACGGCUCGCAUUUUGGUCUAAGUCAACUUUGCCUACCUUGCCUUAACACUUCAGGUAAAACACUACUGCUUUUGUCCACAAGCACAGCCAAACUGAACAAAAAAAACAAAAAAAAGAAAGCUCCUGUGGGCUGCUUUAAGACCACAUAAAGAAAAUAAAAAGUAAAAUUCGGGAGAAGAGGGUAGACCUUGGUUCACUACAUUUCUCACAGUUAAUUUAACGUUAACAGUAGAAAACAUAUACAGGAGGACCCUUCUUUCUAAGAACCUUCCUACUCGAGUUUUGCAGGUUAGCAAGUUCAAACAGUUUAAUGUUAUGCUAACUGAUGCAGGUCAGACUUCAGUAGCAAAAUUAGUGGUGUGUUCCCUACUUCUACAACAAUGAUGUCUUUUUACAUUUCUUACACUGGCUGCUACUGGGUGGAAAAUAAACUUCUAAUAUCCUUGAUAUCUAAUGUCUGUGUGUUUGUUGGGGUUGUAAGUCUGCAUAUAAUGAAAAUAAUUCACUGAAUAAUGGUGGGGUCAAUUACAACAAUUAAAACAUAGGGGAAGACAAUCUAAAUGACAUAAAAUCAUUAUAUAACGCAAAUACUGUAAGGUUGCUCAAAAGUUGGUGGGGACAAUUUGAGCAUCCUGAAAAGUUGGUAGUGUUUUGUCCCUACUGUCCCUAUGCAAACCUACGCCAUUGGUUCCAAGCGAAUUUAAACCGCAAAGAUGGCUGAUAGCAAAAAGUUUUUUUUUAUUAUGUUUAUCAAAAGGCAUCUUGACCUACAGCAAACCUGCCUUCUCGCAAGCAAUCAAAUAGUGGAGGAAAAACGGCGGCUGAUGUAAAUAGCACACACUGUAAACUGCCCUCUUUCGUUACAUCCUCACUGAAAGUCAAUUUAAAAAUCAUCUGAAAAUUCAUCAAGCUAAUUCACUGUGAGAACAUUUUAUUAUUUAACUUCAUUAUUGUGUCAUCAAUGUGUUGUCUGAGUCUCUAUUUAACUGAUAAAAGUUGUCUGACUACCAGUAGCCAUCCUACCGCAGAGUGUCUAGCCCGGGCACAAAAUACGUGUUCAUUGACAGACACACAAUAACACACACUGCACUUGAAGUCAAAGAGAAGAGUUCUUUUUAUUUUGCACAAGCGCAGUGAUAUUAUAUUUUUAUAAUCGUGUAAAUUAUGUUUUACCAUUCACGGUCUGUUGUGUUUCCACGGGCAUCGCCAUUUUGUCCAGUGACAUCAGAUUGAAACAACUUGGAAGUCGGGGUAGAUAUUUUUUCUCCGACUUCGCGACUUGGACCUCCCAGUUCGACUGCCGUUCCAAUGAUAUUUUCCUCGUCGGAGGUCGGAAAACUCCGACUUCCCACUUUUCUGGAAUGCAGCAUAAGACCAAACAGAACAGGGUGAACGGGGGUCAGGGCUACAUUUCUCACGAAUAUAAAUCUAAUUAAUUUAUAGGCUAAAUGAUCAAUGCAAAAUAAUUCUUGA
Molecule: messenger RNA, 8558 nt
Organism: Corythoichthys intestinalis (scribbled pipefish)
Lineage: Eukaryota; Metazoa; Chordata; Actinopteri; Syngnathiformes; Syngnathidae
Product: ankyrin repeat domain-containing protein 26-like
Exons: 33
Coding region: 398-5218 (1606 amino acids)
Molecular function (GO): protein binding
Source: RefSeq, a predicted model, not a curated record